Molecule: messenger RNA, 2303 nt
Organism: Cyprinodon tularosa
Lineage: Eukaryota; Metazoa; Chordata; Actinopteri; Cyprinodontiformes; Cyprinodontidae
Gene: polh
Product: polymerase (DNA directed), eta
Exons: 10
Coding region: 22-2151 (709 amino acids)
Biological process (GO): error-prone translesion synthesis; response to radiation
Cellular component (GO): site of double-strand break; nucleus; replication fork
Molecular function (GO): DNA-directed DNA polymerase activity; damaged DNA binding
Source: RefSeq, a predicted model, not a curated record
CACCCAGGUUGUAGAUGGAAGAUGGACUACGGGAAGGAGAGAGUGGUGGCGUUAGUCGACAUGGACUGUUUUUAUGUCCAGGUUGAACAGCGACUGAAUCCAGCUCUGAAGAACACACCUUGCGUGGUUGCUCAAUACAAGACGUGGAAGGGAGGCAGUAUCAUAGCUGUGAGCUAUGAGGCUAGGGCCCACGGUGUCACCAGGAACAUGUGGGUGGAUGAUGCCAAAAAGCUGUGCCCAGAUCUCCAGGUGGCCAGAGUGCGUGAGUCUCAUGGGAAGGCAGAUCUAACUCAUUACAGAGAAGCAAGUGUGGAGGUGAUUGAGGUGAUGUCUCGUUUUGCUGUGAUUGAGAGGGCCAGCAUUGAUGAGGCCUACAUGGACUUGACAGCAGCUGUCCAGGAGAGGAGGAAAAAAAUGACAGAUCAACAGAUUGACCCGUCCCUUCUCAGGACUACCUACGUUCAAGGCUAUCCACAAAGUGACCUGGAACCAUUUAUGGGGGACGACUCCAACCAAGUUGAUGACCCUGUCUUGAAUAAAGAGCAGAGAAGAUCCAGAGGGGUUGAGCAGUGGUUGGCGUUCUUACCUGCUCCGUCCACAGGAGAGCAGAGCUCGGCAGAGCUGCAGCUAACUGUCGGUGCGCUCAUUGUUGAAGAAAUGAGAGCAGCUGUAGAGAAACACACAGGCUUCCGAUGCUCAGCAGGAAUUUCACACAACAAGGUUUUGGCUAAACUGGCCUGCGGUCUUAAUAAACCUAACAGACAAACGGUUGUACCUUUGGACUCGGUGACUGAACUGUUUAGCACUCUGCCUAUCGGAAAGAUCCGUAACCUGGGGGGCAAGAUGGGUGCGUCAAUAAAAGAAGCUCUGGGAGUUGACAACAUGGGAGACCUCACUCAGUUCUCUCAGGCUCAGCUGGGGCAGCACUUUGGAGAAAAAACAGGCCAGUGGCUGUAUGACCUGUGUCGGGGGAUUGAGUUUGAAGCUGUGAAACCCAGACAGCUCCCUAAAUCCAUUGGCUGCAGUAAGAACUUCCCUGGAAAAACAUCACUUGCUACAAAAGAGCAGGUGCAGUAUUGGCUUCAUCAACUGGCCCUUGAGUUGGAGGAGAGGCUGACCAAAGACAGAGAAGCUAACGGUCGAGUGGCAAAAUUAUUGACAGUAGGCGUACGUCAGCUUGGUGAUAAGAGGCCCAGCAGCUUCUCUCGAUGUUGCGCUUUGGUGCGCUAUGAGGCGACCAAAAUAUCCAGUGACAGCUUUGCCAUUAUCAAGAGUCUGAACACAGCAGGAAACCAUCAGGCUGCAUGGACGCCACCUCUAACUUUGCUCCACAUCUCGGCUAGUAAAUUCAGCGAUGCUCCAUCCACUGGGGGGAUCGCUGGCUUUCUGUCCAGUGAUGUCAGCUCAACUCAGAGCCUGCUCUCUGCUACUCAGACCCCCUCUCAACCACAGGGGUCUUUGUGCAGUCAGCCUGGAACUAUACAGUCCUUCUUUCAAAAAGCCACUGGGAAGGAAAAACAAGCUAGAGAGGAUAAAGAAGAAGACAAUAACUGUGUAAGCUCAAAAGAGGGAUCUUCCCCUGAGAGUACUUUCAACCUCAAAAUCAUCUCGGAGAAACCCCGUUCUGGCAUCUCUUCAUUCUUUCAAAAGAAGAGCCUCGAAAGAAGCUUUAAAUCACCUGCCUUACCGCCAACGUCUGGAUCAGAACCUGAAAUCAUACCUUUAGACCACAAUAAAGACUUAGAAGCUGUCACAGAGUAUAAACCACAUCAGCUACAAUUUGACGAUGCAAGGAUGAAAACAGAGAAACCAGAAGAAAAUACCCAACCUACCAGCGUGCUUGAAGAAGAUCUUACAACUUGUGAACGUUGUCAUAAACAAGUACUAGUCUGGGAAAUGCCUGAACACAAUGAUUAUCACUUUGCCUUGGACCUUCAAAAUUCACUGUCUUCAUCCAGUAAUUCAGCAGCUUCCUCUUCCACCUCCUCCUCUUUCUCAGAUGCGUUGCUGACUCCUCUUAGAGCAGGAGUCUCAGCACAGUCUUCACGGGGCAAAACAAAAACCAGAGGCCAGUCAGGCCCUGCUCCAAAAAGACAGCGCUCCCAAGGACAAAGUACCGGCACUCUGGAUUCAUUUUUUAAAAAGAACUGAAGACAUAAAUGGACCAAAAUUAAUUAAAAAUAUUCAAGUAAUUGAGCUACAAAAUGCUUGUAUAAAGAACCACUCCAGCAAAAUGACUCAUGCAUUAAAGCAAGAAGUUUGGAGUAAAUAAAUGAUUUAUUCUGGAUCAUGUUUUUAUUUUU